Molecule: messenger RNA, 270 nt
Organism: Rotaria sordida
Lineage: Eukaryota; Metazoa; Rotifera; Eurotatoria; Philodinida; Philodinidae
Source: the annotation of a GenBank genome assembly
AUGUCCUCUGAUCCUGAUACUGUAUUUGUCGAUCUCCAUAUUGAUAAACAUCCAUCGUUCGAUAAUUUGCAAUCUAAGACAGGCACAUUUUCAUCUGAAGGUUCAUGUUAUUGGAACAAGGUAUUAUUGAUCAUUUUAAUAGUCCUGUGUAUCAUUGGUAUUAUACUUGUUCUUCUGUUUUUCAUUAUUGGAAAAAAACUUAAGAAAAAUAAACCAUCAACAAUAACUAGCACAUCAGAUCCAAAAUAUCAGCAAGUGCCAAAUGUUUAA